Siniperca chuatsi (mandarin fish) is the source of this 9868-nucleotide messenger RNA. RefSeq names its product nemo-like kinase, type 2 (gene nlk2). Lineage: Eukaryota; Metazoa; Chordata; Actinopteri; Centrarchiformes; Sinipercidae. Gene Ontology annotation, biological process: protein phosphorylation; intracellular signal transduction. The coding region runs from base 1199 to 2800 and encodes 533 amino acids. Gene Ontology annotation, cellular component: cytoplasm; nucleus. The record is from RefSeq and is a predicted model, not a curated record. The transcript is spliced from 11 exons. Gene Ontology annotation, molecular function: ATP binding; MAP kinase activity.
CGAGUAGCUGAGGUUUUGUUCACCAUGUUGGAUCAACUCCUCGUCUUGUUGCCUUGUGACCAAUAGUUUUAUCAUGUAGCAACGGGGCGUCGUGGGCCCAAAGUGUAAUGUUUAACCGAGGGGCUUCCUCUAGCCCAGUAGACACCGGUUCUCACCGACCGAAAGGACUAACGUUACUGUUUUGAUUUAGGGACACGGACACCGAUCAGCUAGCUCCAAACUGUCAGGUUGAAUAACGUUACUACCGUCUUUUUCUAGCUGCUGGCAGCAGGAGAAUUUACCCCACAUUAAAAGGAUUUAACUUAACUUUUUCCCCGCAUUGUUAUUUCAUCUCCCUGGAUGUGUGCUUAUGAGCCGCGAGAGGACUGUGAAACAUCAACACAAGGCUGUCGAUGGGGGAAAUAAGUUUCCUGCCGGCCGUCUGCGAGGAAUUCUCUGCUCAUCGUUUGAGUCAUGGCCGAAGCUUCGUCACUCUGUCACAAUGAUGGGGAUUUCUCUGCAUGCGCGCGGCUCAUCGGAUUGGUGGAAUAAUAUGUGAGUGGAGUGGAUGGCCGAGGCCUGGGCCUGCCUGCCUGCCUGCCUGCGCUGUUGUGUUGUGGCCUGGGCAGGGAUUCACCUCCUCUGCACCGGAUCAGCAGCGUUAAUUACGGCUCGGGAUUACCCGUGUUUACAGAGUAGCAGUCUGGCCUGCGCACACACCUGAAGAAGGACUCAGUUUGGAGUAAUAGAUGCGAUUUCCAAGCCCGGUGGUGGGAAGAGCAACGGCGCUGGACCAGAGCGUGUGGCAAACUUUGACACUUGUAAAAGAUGAAUGCGCUGCUUCCCAUGUGACAUGCUUUAGAUCACACUGUUCUAUCGAGACGGGGACGCUGAAUUUCACCAUGAGGGACAUUUAGAGCCACCGACUUUUAUUUAUAGAGGGGGGUGGUCAUUGCUGUACAUGCUCAUGAUAUGAUUUCCGUUACUAGCCCCAGGCUACCGUAGCCUAAUGGUGUGCAUGCAAGAAAAUUAAUUUAGAGGAAGUGGGUCAGAUCCUUGUUGCCAUUAUGGUAAGGUGGCACAUCAGAAUAGUUUCUCUCCCCACGGAUUCGAAGUAGCUGGUGUUUUCUAUAUGUUUUCUGUAAGUUUCAUUAGUCGUGGCAGUGUAGCAGCCUGGUAGUCAUUGUCAUCGCUGUUAGAGGCAUUUCAGCAUCAUUUAAUGGCUCUUUGCGGCACCACGGCUACAAAUGUUACAAAAAUGAUGGCUGCUUACAAUGGUGGCUCCUCAGCAGUGGCUGCCCACCACCCGCAUCACCACCACCAGCUCCAGCACCUUCCGCCCCCCCACAUGCACCACCACCAUCACCACCACCACGCGGGCCAGCAUCACUUGCAGCACCCAGGCUCCGCCGCCGCCGUGCACACGGCUCAGCAGCACACCUCCACUGCUGCCGCUGCGGCGGCGGUGAUGCUCAACCCCGGCCAGCAGCAGCCCUACUUCCCCUCUCCUGCCCCCGGACAAGCCCCUGGGCCGGCGGCGGCCGCGGCUCCCGCCCAGGUUCAAGCCGCCGCUGCCGCUGCCGUCAAAGCUCACCACCACCUCCAUCAACAACAGCAACACACCCUUCACCUCCAGCAGCAGCUGGAUAUAGAGCCUGACAGGCCCAUCGGCUAUGGAGCGUUUGGGGUUGUCUGGUCAGUGACAGACCCCAGAGAUGGAAAGCGAGUCGCCCUCAAAAAAAUGCCCAAUGUCUUCCAAAACCUUGUUUCUUGCAAGAGGGUAUUUCGGGAGCUUAAGAUGCUAUGUUUCUUCAAACAUGAAAAUGUGCUCUCAGCUCUGGACAUUCUGCAACCUCCACACAUCGACUACUUUGAAGAAAUCUAUGUGGUGACUGAACUGAUGCAAAGUGACCUCCAUAAGAUCAUCGUAUCCCCACAGCCUCUGAGCUCAGACCACGCCAAAGUUUUUCUUUAUCAGAUUCUACGAGGACUUAAAUACCUUCAUUCUGCUGGCAUUCUACACCGAGACAUCAAGCCUGGCAACCUCCUGGUCAACAGCAACUGUGUGCUCAAGAUCUGUGAUUUUGGUCUUGCCCGAGUGGAGGAGUCAGACGAGUCACGGCACAUGACUCAGGAAGUUGUGACACAGUACUACCGAGCUCCUGAGAUCCUCAUGGGGAGCCGCCACUACUCCAACUCCAUUGAUAUCUGGUCUGUGGGCUGCAUCUUCGCUGAGUUGCUGGGGAGACGCAUCCUUUUCCAAGCCCAAAGUCCCAUUCAGCAGCUGGAUUUAAUCACUGACCUGUUGGGGACUCCCUCUAUUGAGGCGAUGAGGACAGCGUGUGAAGGCGCUCGUGCACACAUUCUCAGAGGACCUCACAAACAGCCAUCCCUUCCUGUUCUGUACACACUGUCUAGCCAAGCAACCCAUGAAGCUGUCCACCUCCUUUGCAGGAUGCUGGUGUUUGAUCCGUCAAAGAGGAUUUCAGCAAAGGAUGCCCUGGCUCACCCUUACCUGGACGAGGGUCGACUGCGCUACCACACGUGCAUGUGCAAAUGCUGCUACACCACAUCCUCUGGCCGUGUUUACACCAGUGACUUUGAGCCUGUCACUAAUCCCAAGUUUGAUGACGGCUUUGAGAAGAACCUGAGUUCUGUGAGACAGGUCAAAGAGAUCAUCCAUCAGUUCAUUUUGGAACAGCAAAAGGGGAGUCGAGUGCCACUCUGCAUUAACCCUCAAUCAGCUGCUUUCAAAAGCUUUAUCAGUUCCACAGUGGCUCAGCCCUCUGAAAUGCCUCCAUCUCCGCUGGUGUGGGAAUAGCUGCUGUUGUGUGUCAUCGUCUUUCCCAACUGACAAGCUGCUAAACUGGGAACAAGAAAGCGUCUCAACGUCUUCUUACAUCUGCGUAGCAUUUCACUGGACAGCAGGACUCAUAGGUCUUCUGUGUGUAUGCUUAAUAUGGAACAUACAAAGACAAAUCCACUGAUAACUGCUUUAUGGGGGUGUAUUAGAGGGGUUUGGUAUGCAAACGAAUGAGACAAAUGCUCUGUAGACCAAAUCAGAAUGUUUUAAACAAACCCAUCUGGUCACUUCCAGGUAGAUAAGAUUUGACAGUUAUUGCAUCAUAAUGAAGUACAUUUGUUUUGCUAUAUAUAUUAAUGCAAAUUAAAAAAAGAUGUGUAUUUUAAAAUUGAUCACAAACGGGUUAAUUUCCCAUACAAUCAGGCUACUCUGCAUUAUUACGCCCACCUUCACCUCUGCACUGGUAAAUUAAAACUUAUUCAGACAAUCGAUUGUAAUUGUGUUGGUAGGCUCAACGUUUUUCCAACUGAAAACUCCACAUAUUUUAUAUGAAUGUGCUCUCUAGCACAUUGAUAUUUUAACUUACUAAAAAUUAGUUAUUACAGACAUGUUCCUCUGUGUCCCCCUAUGGCCCCCUGCACAUCUGGCCCUUGUUUUUACUUAUGUAACAAUUCAUUUGCCAAAGAUCAGGAGCCUCAUGUAGAAAUGAUGCAUAAACAUUAAGAUUGUGUGCAAAUUUGCCAGGUUAGGGAUUUAUAAAAUGUUAUCGGUCUGCACAUUUUCUACAUUAUGCUGUGCAGUGAUUGGAUGACAGUUUAUUAAUUUCACGCAUGAUGUGCACGAUUACUUUUGACUAGUUGUAUGUGUACUUGAUGUCAGCACGUCGACAUGCAAGAGGCAUAUACCCACUUUAGAUCUUACCUGUCGUUUCUUUUCAACAUUUCAUAGUUUGUCGUCCAUUCAUGGUGGUAUCCUUCCAUGUAGAAUGCACAUCUAAUCAGUUCACAGUCGGCAAAGCUUCAGCUAUUACUUAUACGCCCACAGAGCAAAAUAUAAGGAAGUGAAUUAAACAAAUGAAUAGAACUAUUCAUGGUUGUUGUCACAUAAGAUGAGGGCAUACACAAAUCCACAAAUGUUUGGCAACUCAAAAAGAGGACAUGCGUACAGGAAUGUAAUUAUUGUUUAGAUAUAUGUGAAGUUUUACAUAUACUGUACAUGUAUUAGAACAAGUAAACGUAUGCAUGUAUCUGCUAUUUGCGCAUGAUUUCAGUGAAGAAUGUAUGCAAACAUUUAUACAUGAGGCUCCACAAUAUUUGUAAUUUGAGUUGAACCUGUCCCAAUAUGAAAACCUUUCUCGGUCAGUUACUGUGGAAAGGUAUCCCUUGGAAAGGCCAACAACAGCUUUAUUGCUGUUUGGAAUAUGGAGUGCUCACAGUGUUAAGUAGUUUAGCAUACUGUUGUGCUGAAUUUAAAUGGAAUCUGCUUGGGUUUUUAGAUGUAUAGUGUUUUGUUGUUGAUAAUUCGGUUUUGAAGGUGAAGGUUUAAAUGCUCACUUGCAUGUUACAUGAAGAACAAUUGAACCUGUCUGUGAAUAGGAAAUAAGUUCAAAAAAGGGAUCUGACUAAAAGCUAUCCUUAUACUACGCCCUGCUACCAAACAAGACGACACAACUCGUCUUCAGAAAGCCUACAGUCUGACGAAGGGAAAAGGAGCAGAACAGGAAAUGCUGCAAUGCUACUCUGCCCCCUCCUUUGACCAGCCAUAGCACUUCUGCUAAUAUUCAGUCCAAACUGAAUAGUUGUGUUUUGUUAUGAAGGAAUGUGUUGUGUGCAGUCUACUUGUGUGCCUCCUAAUUUCACUGCUUGGACAGUAAGUAACCAUUCACACACUCAGCCAAGCUGAGCAAACUUUACCCCAAAGAGUAUGAAGAGAAAGAUUCAUGGAAAAAAUCAAGACAGUCGAAACUGCACUGAACAGAAACAUGUUAGCUUUCCAGUGUUCUCUCUACAUACCAGUUCAAUAGAGUUGAAUGAUAAUUUCUACAGCCUAUCUGUUUUUCACAAUCUGGGUCUUAUUUUUGCAACGUGGGCCAUCCUUCCUGUUGUUUAUGAGAACAUUUUACUCAACUGUUUGAUUGUGGGGCAUCAUGUUGGCUAGUGGUCAUCACCACAUAACUGUCAUGUCUCUGCUUUGAGUUGGGCAGGGGACCUUUGUUGCAUGUUAUCACUCUUUCUCCUCUCCACGUUUCCUGUCUGGUUCUGGACUGUGACACAGCUUUACAACAACAAUCAUCACAAUCACCUCACGAGCGAUCAGGCACGUCCACACUUCAGCCAUGUUAUCUGAAACACUUAUUUGGACAUCAACUCCAAGGAAAUUGUUUCCCAAACCAUCUGUUGGGAACCAUGAGAUUACCCAUUCAGUCAUGCAGAGCUACUUCCUACGUUGACCUGUUGUGCUUACUGUAAUUGUGCACAUACAUUUCUGCUGGUUCAUGUUGGGUUUCUCUUUUCAAAUAAGUGGUUAGUCAACUGGAUUAAACUGGGGGUUUGCUUCAAACUACGGAAGAGGAUUAGGGCCACAUGUGAAAAUUGUAUUUGAAUUCUAAGAUUAAAGUCAGAAUUCUGACUUUAAUCUCAGAACUCAAAUACUCUAAUCCUCUUCUGUAUCAAACCAACUGAACAAACAAACAGACCAAUAAUAUCUUCAUCUUGACACAAUGACCAGAUAUUGGAGGAAAACAGAAUAAUUCCUCUGAUGAGGAAAUAACAGAAAACUACCAUAUUGGCUUGAGACCCGUUCGGAUAGCCAUCCCUGGGGCUACUCCAAAUGAUGAAUGGACACGGCUCUGUUGAUUUUCCAUAUAUUUUAAAGGAAGUCUCCAUUUCCAAAAGUUUUGUCAUUUUGAACAUACUGUAUCUAAUCACGUGGGAUCAAGGUCUGUUUGAAUCAAUACAGCCCGACUUUGGACCAUUGAAGUCAAUGUACAGUUUUUAACUGGUAUGUUUUGACAAACUGAGGAGUGGAUUCUCUGUUAUUUUAUGCCAGUUCUCAUCUGAAAUAUGUUCGUUUAUAAUUCUGAUGAAGUGAUUGUCUGAGUACUCAUUGUUCCAUUGGUUGUAAAGCUGAGGCUAUAGCUGUUCUCAUAAGUGAUAAGGAUGAUGGCCAACACGAUGAGAAUUUGACCCAGAUUGUAACGAAAUCCUUAAAAGUAUUAUAGAACUAAGAGUGUGGCUGUGGUAGCUUACUGCAGGCAAGAUCCAGUCUUCCCUUGGAGCCCGCCUUUGUAAAAACAGAGGUCUGUUGUGCUUGUUCUUCUUUGGACUGUGAGGACAAAUUGGGAACUGUCAUCAUGUUAUGAAAAAAUAUAUAAAAAUGAAAACAAAACGCACCAAGGUAAAGAAACAGUUAAACCAGCAAUAUCAUUCUUUAAGGGUGUACAUUCUUUGUUCUGUCUACUUGAGUAUACCACCACAUACUACUGACCAACUUUUUCAUCAUGGAUGGAAACAAGUAGCAUAUGAAUGAUGUAUGGUCUCAUCUAUAUGGGUUUUUCUAAAUGGUAAUCUAGUGCUUAAGUGUGCCCCUGCUCCUCCUCAUACAUGUACACUGUCUCCAGAAAAAAGAGCUUUGAAGUAAAUUAUUUAAUAUAUUUUUAGAAUUGUUUUUUAUUCCUGUUCUUGUGUCCUAUGGCAUGCAUUCUUCUCACACCUCAAAGUAUGAUUAUGUAAAUGUGUUAUAUAGAGAAACAAAUCUACACACCAACCACACCACCAAUACCACUGUAUAGAAAUUUUAUUAGCCUCCACAUUUCUAAGGCUGUGAACUUAAUUUUAUUUUUAAAACUUGCAUACAAAUGUAUAUAUUUCCUUGAUUUUUACCCUGCAACUAGGAUCUGUAGAGGAAAACAAAUCAUGUAACGAUUCACAGAAUACACAGUCAUGUUAACUGUAUCUUGUGUGUACAGCAGAGUUGUACAUAUAUCAAAGGAGAAGCCUUUUUUUGUUAUUGUUAAGUAUUUCAUCACAGCAGCACUGUGUGAAUAUGUAUAAACAUAAAGGAUUCACCGUGUUGGUCUCUACCUCUUGAGCUCAAUAACUUGGCUUUGUUUACCCCCACACCUUUCUGAUUUCAUAUGGGGAUUAAUUGAAAACACUUGAAUGUCUAUUCAAGCUUUUAUACUGAGAUGAUAAAAUAUACUGCCCCUCCCCCUGCAUACCUUUCCUCGCACUAUCUAAGUGCAAAGCAUUCGCCUGAAAUUUUGAGUAAUCAGAUGUUUGUAUUACAAAGUCCUACUAAUAGCCAAGGGUUCCCUGACUGUUUUUUUCACUCUCUGAUAGGACAGGACCUUAUGGGGAGGGAGAGUCACAACUUGCACCACAGUAGCUGUGUUCAAAGCUCAGUGUCAAGGACUCAAUUUGAUACCAAGUUGAUUUUUCGAGUUUCACAUAAACUAUCUUCUUUUGACUUGUUUUCUACUGAGAAUUAGACCAGUGUUUUGUUUUUUGCAGGCUGUACUAUAUAUGGGUGGGGUUCAAUAGCAUGUAAUCGAUUCAGAAUCCAGUAUUGAAUUGGAAUCCUUUCCAAUCCCUUACUGAAUUGAGUUUAGAUUUGGCUUUCAACAUUUGCAAGUAACUAAAGUUAAAACUAAAACACAAAGAUUCAAUUUAAUUUUAAUUUAAUUUAAUUUCUGUAAUCACCUUUUUUUUUUUUUUUUUUUGCUUAAAUGUGAAAUGGUUUGCCAAUAUAAAUAAGAGCACGGAGAGAUAAAAGUUCAAUAGGAGAUUCAUUAGUGGUUCCUGAUAUUUCCUAACCUAAAAGAACCGGAUCCGACAUGUAACCAGCUAUCAGAACCCAACCCUAGCCCUAUGUGCAUUUGUUUCCAUUUGUUUAUACAGUCCUGAUUGGCGGCAGGGUGGUUCUUUUCAGAUAACUGCUGUGGCUUCUGCUUGUUGGAGUAACAUUUCUUCCAAGGUUGACAAAAAUAGUGCCAACACAAAGUUUCCAUUUAAAGAGCAUAUUGUACGGUGGCUCAGAAAGCUCAAUUAGAAAACCAAACAAAAAAUAGACAAACACAAGGAAAUGAAGAAAACACCUUCACCAUUUUUACAAUGCAUAGCAGCACAAUCAGUUUGAAAACACAUGCAGCACAAAGAGACACACUGCAAAUACUAAAAACACAUGCAAAUAUAGAAACACUGUAAGUAGCACAACAGAAAUUUCCAGGUGACACUAAAAACCAACAAAUAUGUCAGCCAUUCAAUGAUGUCCGAACAGGAGUUCAACACCUAGCUGAAAAACUGCUUUUGCGCCUCCAUUAUUGUGUAUGUGGUGUGUUGUGACAGUCCUGAGCUGAUGUACACGCUGCGUUCAAAUUUGUUGAACUUUGACCUCAUUUGCACCUUGAACCCGUGAACACAGCUAAUGUCUGAAGGUUGCUGCUGUGAUUAAAGAUGGAAAAGAUAUUAGGACUGCGUCUUAAAGGACCAGUGUGUAAGUUUUAGGGGGGUCUAUUGGCAUAAUAUGGCAGAAAUGGAAUAUAAUAUUUAUAUGUAUGUAUAAGUAUGUUUCCAUCAGUGUAUAAUCACCUGAAAAUAAGAAUCGUUGUGUUUUCGUUACCCUAGAAUAAGCCCUUUAUAUCUGCAGAGGGAGCGGGUCCCCUUCCACGGAGGCCGCCAUGUUGCACCGCCAUGUUUCUACAGUAGCCCAGAACGAACAAACCAAACACUGGCUCUGGAUUCGGCCUUUCGUGUUUUUCUCGAGUUUCGUGGCGACAGUAGUUUCUCCUACACACUUGGAAGGGGAGGGUGAGGCGAGCGGUAUUCAAAUGGUUGCAAACUGCAGUUUCACCGCUUGAUGCCACUAAAGCCUACACACUGGACCUUUAAUUAAUCAGGAUCAGGUUGAGACCAAACUGAAAAUGUUUGCGUUAAGUAUAUACAAAGUCCAACGAACUGAACAGACUCCACCGCUCCCUCCUAGAAUCCUGCACAGAGCAAAGCAGAACAUGCAAGGCAAGAGCCUCAUUUUUCUGAAUACGGCAGAAGCCUUUUACUAAUUACUAGUGUUCAUUAGUUUUUAGUUGCCCCCUGAAAACGUCAUGAAAUGUAACUUAGUUACGUUAUUGUGUACGUUUUUUUUUUUUCUCCAUUUGCUUGCAUUUCUUUGCCACCUAUGGCUUGUCAAGAUAGUAAAUGUGUUUUUUAAUUUCCUUGUAUUUUAUUUAUUUGUGGUGUUUUUUUCCUAUUUGAUGUAGUCAAAAUUUUAGGGUGUUUUCCCAUAUACUUGUGUUUUCUUAAGUUUCAGUGCAUUGAGUUCUCUCAGCUACUAUGAUAUUGCCCAGAGUAUGAAAAUUACCUGAAUGUAACUCUAUGAGUACAUGGGUAGCCCUCUAACAGAAUUUGUUAUUGAUGAGGCUCAUGAUUAAAUUUCUGUCACAUGGCUAGUUUUACAUGAGAUAUUCCACUCCAACCCAUUAUGAAAAAUAACUGCACAGUGGCACUGUGUGUUGUUUAUCGGAUUAUCCCAUACCCAUUCAACAAGCACUAUUCUGGAAAAAAAGGAGAUAAUUGGAGAGACAUGCUGUGGGUGUCUUCUGGAAUCUGAAUGGGGAUUUUCUCAGGAAUUAACACAGCUAGCAGUGGUACAAGUCAUCACUCUCCCUCCCCAUUGCCUGUCUGAACUCUUUGUGUAGAUAUAGUAGUUUCCUAUAUGUUUUAUUUUGUGUUGGAAUUAAGUACUUGAAUCAAAUGAUGCUCAUUUUGGAAAAUUGUAGAGUAAUAACUGACAAACUUUGUGAGAGAGAUUAACCACAACUCAGCAACUACUGAACUAUUUGGAUUUAUAUAAUUUGCUGUCCUUAACAAUAUUUGUAUAUUUGAUGUUUUAAUCAGAUGCAUUGUAAUUUGAAUAAAACUUGCAGUAUAUACAGUACAUAGAUGUAUUUAUUAAACUCUGUGUUCAAGCACUGUAAAUCAAAGGACUAGGUAUCCAGCUGUCAUUUUGGAAAGUGUGAGGUCUAACCAAAAGGUUCCAUCUAGAAAAUAAUGGUGAAAACAUUAAACGUGACAUUUAAAGAAUGCCAAA